CAGCAGCAGCAGCAGCAGCCACAGAAUGAUGCUGUUAUUUUGCAAUAUGACCAACCUAGUAAAGAGUGGCUGCCAAGCCGAGGUUUCGUCUUUUCAGUGGACGAGAUUUCAAAGCUGCCAAGGAUUUGUUUCGUGUUCAUAACACAAGACAAAUUCACCCAGAUGAACCAGCGUGACUCAGCGCUCCUGAAAGCCUUUGGAGCGCCUCGGUUCCUGGCGAAGCCCGCUCUCACAGAGCUGAAUGGCUUCUUCGGGAGUCGUACAGGACUUGGCAGGGAUCAUGACGACAGAGUAGACAGCAAGACAAUCCGUGAUUGCAGCACGUGGUUCCAGGUCUUCGUCAAGAUGGUUAGCAAAGUCCCCGGUGGCGGGAAAAGAGGAAUUGAGCCAGAAUACGUCAAACCCCCCAAGAAAGACUACAUCUGGCAUGAGAUGGGAUUCUACACGUUUUGGGGGAAACAGCCUGGCCAGAAUGGACAGGAAGAAACGGUGCUGCGCAUCCUCUGUGUCGACACGCCGGACGACAUGCCCGAGAGCAUAAAGGCGUUGCUGGAUGAGCACUCUGGCUCACAAGGGGGACUGGAAUUGAAUGACCCCUUCGCGUUGCAUAGCGCACUUCUGGACAAGAUCAUUGUGCUUCAAGACGUCGCCGUGUGGCGCGUGAGGGAUCAAGUCCGCGUUAUCGAGAAGUCUCGUGAUCACACCAGCGUUGGAAAGCGCUUCGAGACCAUGCACGAGAUAGGCCGGCAUGGCAUACACAUGUCCGAGGUGCUUGAAGUAUCCGCCAACACCAUCAACUCACUGCUGGAGUACCAGAAAACGGUCUAUAAGAAGACGACGCUGAGUCAGGAGUAUACCAUGCAAGCAGAAGAGUACAUGAAGUUCCAGCUUACAGCAAUCAAGUCGUUGAAAUUGCGAUCAGCGUCCAAUGAUAAAAGACUUGAGAACGAGAUCGCUCUGGCAUUCAACCGCAUUGCACAAUCUGACAAUACGGUGGUCAAGUCCAUCGCAGUGUUGACCAUGUUCUUCCUCCCAUCGACUUUCGUGUCGGCCAUAUUCAGCACCAGCUUCUUCGGGUUUCAGGACUCGGGCUGGGCCAUGUCUGACAAGUUUUGGAUAUUCUGGGCGGUUGCGAUCCCGGCCACGGCCCUCAUGCCCAUCUACAUGCUCUUCGCGUUUAAGAAGCCGAGGAAAGCCUGGGAGGCCCUAGCUGUAUGGAAGAAAAAGAGGGUCGACGCCGUGGCAGCAGGUCAGGCGAACAGGGCAGACGGAGUCGGCGUUUGAUCAUGUUAUGGCGGUGGUGAGAUUCCCAAGUUUGAAUUCUUUUGCUUAAGUAGCUUUGAUGGUUUUGCGAUUCUGUAGACCACAGACUGUGAAACUUUCAGGACAUAUGUUCUGAGCACUCUAUCUUGGUGACAAGUGAUACCAAUUUGUGAGCUGAUAUAGCACCAAGGAAGGCUUAAGUCAACACAGAAGAUAUUACUGGACUCCUUCCUGAAGAAAAUGCAAGUAUGAGUCAAAAUCAUAUUUGCCAAG
Molecule: messenger RNA, 1536 nt
Organism: Microdochium trichocladiopsis
Lineage: Eukaryota; Fungi; Ascomycota; Sordariomycetes; Xylariales; Microdochiaceae
Exons: 8
Coding region: 163-1284 (373 amino acids)
Biological process (GO): transmembrane transport; metal ion transport
Cellular component (GO): membrane
Molecular function (GO): magnesium ion transmembrane transporter activity; cobalt ion transmembrane transporter activity; magnesium ion binding
Source: RefSeq, a predicted model, not a curated record